This is a messenger RNA of Anguilla rostrata (American eel), 921 nucleotides long. Its product is annotated as Golgi-associated plant pathogenesis-related protein 1-like. Gene Ontology annotation, cellular component: extracellular region. The record is from RefSeq and is a predicted model, not a curated record. Lineage: Eukaryota; Metazoa; Chordata; Actinopteri; Anguilliformes; Anguillidae. The transcript is spliced from 6 exons. The coding region runs from base 30 to 596 and encodes 188 amino acids.
UAGACAAGGAGGCGGAGAGUCUCCCUGUGAUGUACAGUAUUUAUAGGGCAGCAGAUCUGACCAACAGCAGAAGGAGAAACACACAGAGAAAGGGAGGGAGAAUCACCCCAGAAGCACAACAAACAGUUCUACAACCAACAAUCAUCAUGGCAAGCGAGAGCUAUAAGAAAGAGUUCCUGGACGCCCACAAUGCGUACCGGGCCAAACACCAGGUUCCGAGCCUGGCGCUGAACCAGGACCUCUGCGCCUCAGCCCAGGCCUGGGCCGACCACCUGCUGUCCAUCAAAACCCUCCAGCACAGCGGCUGCAAGAACGGCGAGAACCUCUUCUACUCCUGGAGCUCCGCGACCCAAGCGCUGAACGGAAAGGACCCAGUCGACAAAUGGUACAAUGAGGUCAAAGACUACGAUUUCUCAGACCCAGGAUUUCAGUCAAAUACAGGACAUUUCACCCAGGUGGUGUGGAAGGAGACUAAGGAGGCUGGAGUGGGCGUGGCCACCGAUGGGAAGACAGUUUUUGUGGUGGGCCAGUACAGCCCUGCAGGCAACAUGACCAAUGAGGGCUACUUUGAGAACAACGUCCUGCCUGCAGCUUAACAGGCUGUGCAUUUUACAGUUGCCGGAAGCAAAGGGGAGAAGGAGCCCAGUGCUGGUGCCCCAGACCUCUCUACGUACACAAACCCUCUCUGCUCUCUGCUAUAACGCUGGCUGAAGCUUUUGAUCCUCACCUUACUGAUCAGCCUGUCAGAAUAAUUGUCACAUGCUUCUGUAGCUUUUACUAGUGUAUUACAGGCAUUUAGUUAUGCUUUCUUAUGAAUAAAUGCAUAUUCUUUCACCAUACACAGUCAUCCGCAUAUUACCUACUAUAAAAAAGUUAUGCUUCUCAAGACAACAAUAAAAAUGACUGCAGUUUUUCCUUAAA